Molecule: messenger RNA, 365 nt
Organism: Chanos chanos (milkfish)
Lineage: Eukaryota; Metazoa; Chordata; Actinopteri; Gonorynchiformes; Chanidae
Gene: c3h5orf63
Product: chromosome 3 C5orf63 homolog
Exons: 4
Coding region: 21-365 (114 amino acids)
Source: RefSeq, a predicted model, not a curated record
GUUCCUGUUCAUUCAAAGAGAUGAAUAAACUUGUGUCAAGGACUCUGCGUCAAAGAAAGAUUCAUUCAUCACUGCACCUUUGGAAACGGUUCAGUACGCAUUUGAAUUUACCCAUCUUAACGCUAUUCACCAAGGAUCCAUGUCCCUUGUGUGAUGAAGCAAAGGAAGUACUUGAACCGUAUAAACACAGGUUUAUUUUACAGGAGGUUGAUAUCACUCUGCCGGAGAACAGCGUUUGGUACAACAGAUACAAAUAUGACAUUCCCGUGUUUCAUUUGAAUGGACAGUUUUUGAUGAUGCAUCGCGUGAACACAACCAUACUUGAAAAACGACUGGCAACCAUAGAGAAGACAACUGUCAAAUAA